AUGUCCCACUGGUUCAACGUUCUCGUUCCCAAUCUCAAGAAACUCGGAGGCCACUAUCCCGUCAUGCCUAGCAUUCGCUUUUUGAGAGCCAACGCAGAAGGAACACUAGAUAUUGAUGGGAUGCCACACAACGCCCAUGGCAUGACCCUUAAGGCGCAAAGAUUUGGCAGUCGAAGAAACCUGACGCAUCAGAGAUCUGAGAGAUGCUCGUCCAAGAGAAAGAUCACCGACAAGCGCCACGCGGCACCGAUUGUUGCCCAGACAAGCUCAGAGUCGUUUCUUUACUCGAUCCUACCAACUGAUUCAUUGACUCCUCUGCCUACCCCGGUGCCGCUUCCUACCGUGGUGGAAGAUGGGUGUCCCACGGCAACAGAGCUAUCACUGUGUCCUAGUUGCACCGGGGAGGCACCGCAAUGCGUGACCGUGUCGACUCUGACGCAGUCAUGCGGCUGCCCAAGUGCAGCGGCAACAGAGACCUUCACAUUUGGUUGCGACAGGAGUGCCUGCCCUAGGGUGGGCUGCAGCACCAGCUACACCAUUGUCUCUGGCGAGGAGGCAUGCACUGGUAGUGUAAGCGUGUCUGCCACAGCCGCGACGACCGACGUGGUUACGGUCACGACGACGAACCAAGCGACUACGGCCGCUACUGGCUCACAAGCCAGCACGGCAUCAGGUGCUUCGGGCUCUUCGGCUUCUGCUAGUGCGACGCCGAAUGCGGCUGGAAGACUGGCAAUUCCAUUCAAGUUUUGGUGA
This is a messenger RNA of Colletotrichum paranaense, 753 nucleotides long. RefSeq lists its product as uncharacterized. The transcript has 2 exons. The coding region runs from base 1 to 753 and encodes 250 amino acids. The record is from RefSeq and is a predicted model, not a curated record. NCBI's taxonomy places the organism in Eukaryota, Fungi, Ascomycota, Sordariomycetes, Glomerellales, Glomerellaceae.